AUAUGUAUAUAUAUAUAUACAUAUAUAUAUAUAUAAACCUCGCUUGCGCUUCUACAUAACGGAUACAUAUCUGAGCAAAUUGACAUACACAUUCAUGUGAGAAUGUGACCGCAUACCCAAUACGCCGUAUUCAGGGUUGCCAAGCGGGCUUCAUGCGUAUCAACCCGUCUAUGACUCCUCGCAACUGAGGUAUAAGUAUUCAUUCAUUCCUCUACGUCGAAAUCAUGAUUUAUAUUCAUCAGACUAAAAGAUACAGCUCUUCAUUUAUAUAUACAUACCUAUCUUCAAUUUUCUAUAUAUCAAAAUGAUUGCCGGUCGCUUUAUUACAACAACAGCCCGCAGUAGCGUGAGCGCUGUAAGAGGACGCAUUGCGUAUCCCUACUACAGACCCACACCCACAUUCAACUCGCAUCUAUCGAACCAAUCAACUCGAAUUGCCGCUUCCAAGUUCUCGACUUCGAGUUCCGGUCUUUCAGCAAAGAAGCCUGCUAACGAGCCUUCGAAGCAGCAGUCCGACGAAACCCCGCCUAUGGGCUUCAGCUUUGAAGGAUUGGGCAUGACCCGAAGGACCAAGAUCGCUGUCGUUAUUAUCAUAAGCAUAUUCGCUACCAUGGAGACUAUUUUCUAUAUUAGGUGGUUUUGGGGUUGGUACUCAGGUACCGAGGACGACGAGACAGAAAGCAAGGCUUGAGCCCAACUUUGCUUUUUCGUUUCUCGUUUCUCGUUUUGCUAUGCGAUUAAUGCAGCCCCGUCUCUGCAAUGAGCCGAGAGACUUAUUCUGUCACGCAGAGUACCAUGUAUUAUACUAAUGUCUCAAAAGAGACCAAUUCGCCGCUCAAUUCAAACAAGCUCAGCUCUUGCACUACUAUCUAGGUGAUGGGGGGGUUUUAAGCGAACUUGGAGGGCUCAAUAUUUUGCAUACCUCAGGAAGUCUCCAUCGGACGUUCGUUCGUUCGACUGUCGGGUGCUGUCGCGUUCAGCCGUUGCACCACCAUUCGCCCCAUCUAGAGCUCUAUUUUAAGCCUUAACAGGUUCUACGAAAUUAGCUAUGGGGAAGCCUCAGAUGUUAGCGUCAUGCGUGGUGGUGAGGGUACUGCGCGAUAACAAGGGGAAAAGUCUGCCACCUUGACGCGUUCGAAUAUCUCUUAAUCCUGUAUUUUAAAUGUCGCCUAAUAUGACAAAAAUAACUAUAUUUAAGAAUCAAGUUAUCAUAGAAAACGUGACAGGAAGGGUGUUCAUUAAUGCAACUGAAAUAGGACGAUCACUUCUACUUCUCUAGGG
Daldinia vernicosa is the source of this 1281-nucleotide messenger RNA. RefSeq lists its product as uncharacterized. NCBI's taxonomy places the organism in Eukaryota, Fungi, Ascomycota, Sordariomycetes, Xylariales, Hypoxylaceae. The coding region runs from base 305 to 691 and encodes 128 amino acids. The record is from RefSeq and is a predicted model, not a curated record. The transcript has a single exon.